AUGUCGGACGGAUUGCACCGGAAACGACCUACGCGAGACAAUGGACAAGCUGUUGCUUCAACCGCUGGUCCCGGGGUCGGAGGGCACCAGAGUAACGGAAGAGGCUCUGGAGUGACAUCAGGUUUGACAAGCCUACCACGACGACAACGGCACUUCAGAAUGGCUACAUGGAAUAUCUUUUCACUCACAGGGAAGCACCAGGAGCUUAAGAGCGAAGCAAAAAGAUUCCAAUUAGAUAUAAUUGGUGUUUCGUCUACUAAGCAAAGAGGUAGUGGAACUGUGGAUCUUGAGGAAGGGUGGCAACUUUUCCUGUCUGGAGUGGCACCGGAAAUGUCUGCACAGGCGGGUGUGGGGAUACUCACAAGCCCUCGGCUGUCAGACAGGGUUUGUGAUGUCUGGACACACAGUGGGAGAGUGAUGGGUAUCAAGAUCAAACUUGAGAGAUCUUCCCUGGCGGUGUUGCAGGUGUACGCACCGAACGCAUCGUCAGAGUACCCAGCUUUCCUAGAUGAAGUGGAGGAAGUCCUGAAUAAGGCAUCUUCUGAAGCGGAUUCAGUUGUGUUGUUUGGGGAUUUCAAUGCCCAUGUUGGUGUUGACUCUGAGACAUGGAGGGGUGUGAUUGGGAAGAACGGGGAUAAGAGUGAGAACCCGAACGGUAAAAUGUUGCUGGAUUUCUGCGCAAUCAAAGGUUAUUCGAUCAUGAAUACCUUUUUCCAGCACAAGGAGAUUCAUAAAUACACCUGGGAAGACACAAAACGAGGACUUAAGUCAAUAAUUGACUUUGUCCUGGUUCCCGGUGUUGAUAGAAGAAUUGUCCAAGACGUUCGAGUUUUUAACAGUGCUGAACUGUCAACUGAUCACCACCUGCUCUUUGCAAAAAUUAACCUCAACGAAGAUCCUCCCGCUCUACCUAAGGGUAAGAGCAAAGUGCUUAAAUGCAUUAGGUGGGAGAGUCUCAAGAAGAAAGACGUUGAGGAAAAAUUUGUGAAGGGCAUACAGGAAAGGUUUGAACAAAUUCCACAGUCUCCUUCUGACAUAGAGGCUGAAUGGGCCUGCUUCCAAACAGCCAUUUUGGCCUCGGCUACAGAAGCUUGUGGCGUUAAGCGCAUUAAUGUGACGAACAACGUGAAACGGUCAUCUUGGUGGGGAAUACCGGGAGUAAAAGAAGCCGUUGGAGAGAAAAAGAAGGCUUACAAGUUGUACAUACAACGUAAGGAUUCUGAUUCUCGUGAUCGUUAUGUUGAGGCGCGAAAGGCUGCAAAGCUCGCAGUUAAAGCCGCUAGAGAGGAGGCGUGGAAAAAGUUCGUCCGAAGACUCCGAGGGAAGAAGAGCAAUUCCAUCCAAGGAGUAACAUCCAAGGAAGGGAAUCUUCUGACCAAAGAGGAAGAGGUUUUAAAUCGCUGGAAAGAGUACUUCUCAGAAUUGCUCAAUCCUCAGCAAGGCACUGAUGAUGACGUACCCAGGAGUAAAGGCAGGGAGGAAAGUAGUCCUUCAGAGAGUGAAGUCCUCUUUGACAAUCAUAAUGAUAGACUAUGCAUCGAUCAUUUCGCUGAGAGGAAAAAUGACAACGCUAAGAAGACAAUGAAGUACAAUCCGGGAGAUAUUUGA
This is a messenger RNA of Phlebotomus papatasi, 1608 nucleotides long. RefSeq lists its product as uncharacterized. The record is from RefSeq and is a predicted model, not a curated record. NCBI's taxonomy places the organism in Eukaryota, Metazoa, Arthropoda, Insecta, Diptera, Psychodidae. The coding region runs from base 1 to 1608 and encodes 535 amino acids. The transcript is spliced from 3 exons. Gene Ontology annotation, cellular component: nucleus. Gene Ontology annotation, biological process: chromatin remodeling. Gene Ontology annotation, molecular function: catalytic activity.